UGAGUCGGUCGGUCGAGUCAAGCUGCAGUUGCGACCCCGAAGGCCCGAAGCAGAGGAGCCCAAGCCGAAAACCCCAAUGGCGGGAAUGCUCGGCGUUGGCGCCACCCGUUCCCGCCUCCUCCCCUCCCCGCUACCCCUAUUUACCAGGAGCGCUCCCCUCCACCUCGCACCCCACCCCCACCUCUCCCGCCGCCUCCUGCUCCUCCCGUCAAGAACCCUCGCAGCCGCAGCGACGACGAUGGCCGCCACCAACGGCACCGCCGCCGCGGACCCCGUCCAGGAGCAGCCCAAGGCGGCGGGCCCCUCGCCGGCGCCGCUGCUGCUCAAGGUGAAGAAGCUCUCGGCCAACGCCGUUCUGCCGUCGCGCGGCUCCGCGCUGGCGGCCGGCUACGACCUCUCCAGCGCGGUGGAGGCCGUCGUGCCGGCGCGCGGCAAGGCGCUGGUCGCCACCGACCUCAGCGUCGCCGUCCCGCAGGGCACCUACGCGCGCAUCGCGCCGCGGUCGGGGCUGGCGUGGAAGCACUCGAUCGACGUGGGCGCGGGCGUGGUGGACGCCGACUACCGGGGCCCCGUCGGGGUCAUCCUCUUCAACCACUCGGACGCCGACUUCGCCGUGAGGCCCGGGGACCGCGUCGCGCAGCUGGUCAUCGAGAGGAUCGCCACGCCGGACGUCGCCGAGGUGGACGACCUCGACGCCACCGUCAGGGGCGAGGGCGGCUUCGGGUCCACCGGCGUCUGAUGGCCGGCCUCGACGGAAGGCGAGGCAGGUGUGUCUAUCUAGAUGCUGAUGGUUCAUGGUGAAAGAGCUGCUGGCUGGAGCGACCUGUGGUUAUGUGUUUCAUCAACGGGAAGCACUGUCAUUUCUGAAUUUCCUUCCAUGUUAGCCAGGGUAGAUGUAGUAAGUAUGCAGUCUCUUGGAUGGCUUGGAUAAUGGUUAUGGUGAAAUAACUCAGUUGUAACCAUGUCUCAUGUUCUUCUGAAUUCCAUGGAAACUUCUGGGUGGAUAGGUUA
This is a messenger RNA of Triticum aestivum (bread wheat), 1011 nucleotides long. RefSeq names its product deoxyuridine 5'-triphosphate nucleotidohydrolase. Gene Ontology annotation, molecular function: magnesium ion binding; dUTP diphosphatase activity. Gene Ontology annotation, biological process: dUMP biosynthetic process; dUTP catabolic process. The record is from RefSeq and is a predicted model, not a curated record. NCBI's taxonomy places the organism in Eukaryota, Viridiplantae, Streptophyta, Magnoliopsida, Poales, Poaceae. The coding region runs from base 77 to 739 and encodes 220 amino acids. The transcript has 2 exons.